AUUUUUCGGAGGGGAUCGCAGAUCUUUCGUCCAUUCACGGUAGUACGUGUCGAUAAAGAUGGCGGCGAUGGCGGCGAAGCUUCAAUUAUCGGCGAAAUCGGAUCAAAGCAGUGUACGAUUACCGAGAGUGAUCAAUCUCUCACGCGAUCCAACGACUAGAAUCUCGUUUCCGCGAAAUGGAUCAGUUUGUUCCCUCCACACCAAUUUCUCUUCUCCACAUCUCCCAAAACCUUGCGCCGGAGGUGGUGGUGGUGGAAGCAUCGGUAAUCACGGCGGUGGAAGCGGAGGAGGGGGAGGUGGUGGUUUUGGAGGUUCAGGCGGUGAAGCCGGUGAAGAAUCAUCUCCAUGGGGACCAAUAGGGUUAUUCAUCCAAGGAUGGAGAUCACGAGUUGCAGCUGAUCCUCAAUUCCCUUUUAAGGUACUAAUGGAAGAGAUUGUAGGACUUAGCGCUUGUGUUCUCGGUGACAUGGCUUCACGCCCGAAUUUCGGAUUGAACGAGCUCGAUUUCGUCUUCUCCACACUCGUUGUAGGUUCGAUUCUCAAUUUUGUACUCAUGUACAUGUUAGCUCCUACUGCAGCAACUCUUGGCACCUCUCAGACGUUGCCUGGAAUCUUUAGAAACUGUCCAUCAAGCCAUAUGUUUGAACAGGGUAGCUUCACGGUUAUGAAUCGUUUUGGGACUCUUGUGUACAAAGGAAUGGUUUUUGCCAGUGUAGGAUUAGCUGCAGGUCUUGUAGGUACUGCCAUCUCUAAUGGGUUGAUCAUGCUGAGGAAGAAGAUGGACCCGGACUUUGAAACGCCAAACAAACCGCCACCGACUGUGCUUAAUUCCUUAACUUGGGCUACGCAUAUGGGAGUGAGCGCGAAUGUGAGGUACCAAACGUUGAAUGGGAUUGAGUUCUUGCUGGCAAAGGUGUUACCGCCUUUGGUGUUUAAGACCGGUGUAGUAGUUUUGAGGUGUGCGAAUAAUGUUGCGGGAGGAAUGUCGUUUGUUAUGUUGGCGAGGCUGACAGGAUCACAGUCGGUUGAGGAGAAGACAGAGAUGUCAGAGAUUUCAGAGAAAGAGAAGGAUGAUUGAAUCUCAUCUUAGUCUUUCAAGGUUUUUGUUCCCGUGUGCUUUCGCCAGUUCAUAGGCUUCUUGAGUUGAAACCAUUUGUGUUGGAAUAAAUAAGAUGAAUCCCUUCUUAGGUCGAUCCUAAUAUUUGGAUGUCAUUGUUAGGCCAAGUUUUACUGUUUCCUUUUUCUACUAUGAAUAUAAACUCAAUAAAAAGGUUAUAAAAUACAAAUAAAGACUUCAUUCUGUU
This is a messenger RNA of Arabidopsis arenosa, 1304 nucleotides long. The record is from the annotation of a GenBank genome assembly. Lineage: Eukaryota; Viridiplantae; Streptophyta; Magnoliopsida; Brassicales; Brassicaceae.